Molecule: messenger RNA, 364 nt
Organism: Meloidogyne enterolobii
Lineage: Eukaryota; Metazoa; Nematoda; Chromadorea; Rhabditida; Meloidogynidae
Source: the annotation of a GenBank genome assembly
GAUCAGUUAGGCGAAUUUGAUAAAAAGUACCAUGUACUAUUUGCAUUGGAACUCUACAUUUCGGCGGAAUAUCAAUUACUUGAAAGCGGCCCCUCAAGUUCCUUCUCCGCUUCCCCAUCUACCUCAAAAAACAAAAAAGAAACCGAUGAGGAAAGGGAACUGCGUCAAGAAGCAAGGCAAUUACUGCGUGGUGGAGCGGUAUGAUUAAAUAAAAUUGUUACUGUAUUUUGAUUUUUUUAAAGGAUGAAGCAGAUAAGGGCCGAUUGGAGGUUUAAAAAAUCUUUUUGAUUUUAACUCGAUUAAAAUUAAUUUUUUUGAAGAAAAGGCUUGAGUCAUUUCAUGAAUGGUUGGUAUUUCUAAAUAA